Messenger RNA from Heterostelium album PN500, 1434 nucleotides. RefSeq names its product OSBP family protein (gene osbK). Gene Ontology annotation, molecular function: sterol binding. Bases 1 to 1434 code for a protein of 477 amino acids. Gene Ontology annotation, cellular component: intracellular membrane-bounded organelle; membrane; cytosol. The transcript has 4 exons. NCBI's taxonomy places the organism in Eukaryota, Evosea, Eumycetozoa, Acytosteliales, Acytosteliaceae. The record is from RefSeq and is a predicted model, not a curated record.
AUGUCAUUUAUUAAAAGGAAACUUGGAAAGAAAGAUAAGGGUGGAGAGUCAGAGGCUCCAAUGACAGAGGCACAAAACGAUGAGGUUUUCAAGAAUAUAGAUUUCGGAAAGGAAGGAGAAGGCAAUGAACCUCCAGAGGAUAAGAAGAAGCUAUGGAGCAAGGUCAGUGGUCUCAUUGGAAAGGAUACUAUGUCUCUGGUGUCAUUACCGGUCUACUUUUUCGAACCCCUGACAGUUUUGGAGUCUCAGGUUGAACCGCUUCGUUUUGUACAUUUUAUUGAGAAAGCGUGUACAUUGGAGAAUUCUAUGGAUAGAAUGGUGUAUAUUACUGCUUUCAAUAUUUCUUUAUUUAGUUCAUAUGUAAGAACUGCUAAACCUUUUAAUCCCUUACUUGGGGAAACUUAUGAAUAUAUACCAAAGAGUGGAAAUUAUAGAACAUUUUGUGAACAAGUUAGUCAUCAUCCACCAAUUGGUGUUGCCGAGACAUCCAGUGAUAAAUUUAAUCUUCAACAAGAGUCAUGGAUUACUACCAAGUUUUGGGGAAAUUCAGUAGACAUUUUUAGUAUUGGUAACAAUCAUCUUUAUCUCAAUGAUUUUGGAGAUCAUUAUACUUGGAAAGUACCACAAUCUUGUUGUCACAAUAUUAUUAUUGGAAAGAUGUGGAUUGAACAUCAUGGUCAAAUGACAAUUACCAAUCACAAGACUGGUGAGAAAGCUGUAUUAAAUUUUCAAAAGUCAGGAUGGUUUGAUGGAACAACUAGAAAAGUCAACGGUGAAAUCUUUGAUAGCAAUGGAAGAAAGAGAUUCUUGGUUAGUGGAAGAUGGAAUGAAUAUAUAGUUAUCACCAAGUUGGAUGACCAUGGAGUCAAAUUUGAUGAAUUCACCAUUUGGAAAGCUGAAAAUGAUCCUGCAGUUGCCAAUAAUAAAUGGAAAUUGGGUACAUUUUUACAAUCAUUAAAUGAAAUGACACCAGAGUAUGAAAAAAUUUUACCUCCAACUGAUUCAAGGUUGAGAUCUGAUAGAAGAUACCUUGAAAUGCAAGAAAACAAGAUCGCCAACAAAGAAAAGAAUAGAAUAGAGGAGAAGGAAAGAGAGAAAAGGAGAGAAAGAGAGAGAACUGGUCAAGUCUGGACACCAAGAUACUUCAAGAAGGUGGACGAUCCAGUGUUUGGUUAUAGAUGGCUUUUCAAUGGAGAGUACUGGAAGGAAAGAAACGAGAGAAUCAGAGCAUUUGAAUCACAAAACAAUAUAAGUAGUAAACUCAGUUCUAUGAGUCUGACUGAUGAGUCUAUCUCAACUCCUGAUACUGCUACAUCUGGAUUCAGUAGUAUUUCUUCCAAUGAUGGAUCUAUGGCAUCCGAUGGUUUCAAAGGAGAAAGAAAGAUCACAUACACAACAACCAACACCAACACUGCAGGACAUUCAUCACAUUGA